CGACUCAAGAUGCUCGGGGGUCCGGGCUCUGGGCCGAUGCCGCUGCUGCUGGCUGUCCUGUGCCUGGGGAUAGCGGUGCCCUGCCAAGGAGCCUUGAAGACCAAGAGGCAGACCCAGCAGAUCAUUCAGCCGCAUUUCCCUAUGCCUGCGGGUCCGAACAAGCUUGGCUGUUACGAUAAUGGAAAGCAUUACCAGAUAAACCAACAAUGGGAGCGCACUUACCUGGGCAAUGCGUUGGUGUGUACUUGUUAUGGAGGAAGCCGAGGCUUUAGCUGCGAGAGCAAGCCUGAAGCUGAAGAGACUUGCUUUGACAAGUACACUGGGCAGACUUAUCGAGUGGGUGACACUUACGAGCGCCCGAAAGACAGCAUGAUCUGGGACUGUACCUGCAUCGGGGCUGGGCGAGGGAGAAUAAGCUGCACCAUUGCAAACCGCUGCCAUGAAGGGGGUCAGUCCUACAAGAUCGGUGACACCUGGAGGAGGCCACAUGAGACUGGAGGUUACAUGUUAGAGUGUGUUUGUCUCGGGAAUGGGAAAGGAGAAUGGACCUGUAAGCCCAUAGGUGAGAAAUGUUUUGAGCACUCUACUGGGACUUCCUAUGCUGUUGGACAAACCUGGGAAAAGCCCUACCAAGGCUGGAUGAUGGUGGAUUGUACUUGUCUGGGAGAAGGCAGUGGACGGAUCACCUGCAGUUCAAAAAAUCGAUGCAAUGACCAGGACAGUAGAACUUCCUAUCGAAUUGGAGAUACCUGGACCAAGAAAGAUAGCCGAGGAAACCUUCUGCAGUGCAUCUGCACGGGCAAUGGCAGAGGGGAGUGGAAAUGUGAGAGGCAUACCUCUAUGCAGACCAUAUCCAGAGGAACAGGUUCCACAGAAAAUGUCCAUCAGACCAUUUACCAGCCGCUACCUCCCCCGCAGCCAGUUCCAUUUGGGCACUGUGCCUCUGACAGUGGUGUGAUGUACUCAGUGGGCAUGCAGUGGCUGAAGACACAAGGAAGCACACAAAUGCUUUGCACUUGCUUGGGCAAUGGAGUCAGCUGCAAGGAGACAGCUGCAGCCCAAACUUAUGGUGGAAAUUCAAAUGGGGAGCCAUGUGUCUUGCCAUUCACCUAUAAUGGCAAAACUUUCUACUCCUGCACUACAGAAGGGCGACAGGAUGGACAUCUCUGGUGCAGUACCACUUCUAAUUAUGAAAAUGACCAGAAAUACUCUUUUUGUACCGAUCAAACUGUUUUGGUCCAGACUCGAGGUGGAAAUUCCAAUGGUGCCCUAUGCCACUUCCCCUUCUUAUACAAUAAUCACAACUAUACUGACUGCACUACUGAAGGCAGAAGAGACAACAUGAAGUGGUGCGGAACCACCAUGAACUAUGAUGCAGACCAGAUGUUUGGAUUCUGCCCCAUGGCUGCUCAUGAGGAAGUCUGUACCACCAGCGAAGGGGUGAUGUAUCGCAUUGGAGACCAGUGGGAUAAGCAUCAUGACAUGGGCCACUUGAUGAGAUGCUCAUGUAUUGGAAAUGGUCGUGGGGAAUGGACCUGUGUUGCCUACUCGCAGCUUCGAGAUCAAUGCAUUGUUGAUGACGUCACUUACAACGUAAAUGAAACCUUCAAUAAGCGUCAUGAAGAGGGGCAUAUGCUGAACUGUACUUGCUUUGGCCAGGGUCGGGGCAGAUGGAAAUGUGAUCCUAUUGACCAGUGUCAAGAUUCAGAUACCAGAACAUUUUAUCAGAUUGGAGACACAUGGGAAAAAAAUGUGCGUGGUGUCCGAUACCAGUGUACCUGCCAUGGGCGUGGCAUUGGAGAGUGGCUUUGUCAGCCUGUAAAUGCCUACUCAGGUGCACCUGUUCCUGUCCAAAUAACAAUCAUUGAGAGUCCGGGUCAGUCCAACGCUCACCCCAUCCAGUGGAAUACACCACAGUCAUCUCACAUUAACCAGUACAUUCUCAAAUGGAGGCCUAAAAGUAGUCGCGGUCGUUGGAAGGAAGCCACCGUCCCAGGCCACUUAAACUCAUACGUCAUCAAAGGCCUGAAGCCAGGAGUCAUCUAUGAAGCGCAACUCAUCAGUAUCCAGAUAAAUGGCCACAGAGAAGUGACACAUUUCGACUUCACCACCUCCGGCAGUGGCACUGGCCCAACCGUGAAUCAAAACACGGUGACAGGUGAAAGCACACCUCUCCCUCCCAUGGUGGACACUUCGGAGUCAGUGACUGAAAUCACAUCCAACAGCUUUGUAGUCUCAUGGGUGUCAGCUUCAGAUACUGUGUCAGGAUUCCGUGUGGAAUAUGAACUGAGCGAGGAGGGCGGUGAACCCCAGUACUUGGAUCUCCCAAGCACAGCUAGCUCUGUGAACAUCCCUAACCUGCUUCCUGGUCGAAAGUACGUCGUCAAUGUCUAUGAGAUAUCAGAAGGGGGAGAGCAGAAUUUGAUCUUAUCUACCUCACAGACCACAGCACCUGAUGCCCCACCAAACCCUACAGUGGACAGAGUGGAUGACACCUCAAUUGUUAUUCGCUGGAGUCGACCCCAGGCACCCAUCACAGGUUACAGAGUCAUCUAUUCCUCUUCACUGGAAGGAAGUAGUACAGAACUCAACCUUCCUGAGAGUGCCACUUCAGUGACUCUCAGUGAUUUGGAGCCAGGGAUGCCUUAUAACAUCACUAUCUACGCUGUGGAAGAAAAUCAAGAGAGCACUCCUAUCAUCAUCCAGCAAGAAACCACGGGCAUUCCUCGGAAAGAGAGACUUCAGCCACCUCGGGAUCUGCAGUUUGUGGAAGUGACAGAUACAAAGAUCACCAUCAUGUGGAUGCCCUCGCAGACUAUAGCGACUGGUUAUCGCGUGGAGGUGAUCCCUGUCAACAGGACUGGGGAUCAUGGACAGAGGCUGCCCAUCAGCAGAAACCUUUUUGCAGAAGUCCUUGAGCUAUCACCAGGCGUCACUUAUCAAUUCAGAGUCUUCGCUGUGUACCAAAAUCAGGAGAGCAAACCGCUGGUUGCUGAGCAGACCACCAAAUUGGAUGCUCCCAAGGACCUCCAGUUUACCAAUGAAGCUGACUCUACAGUCAUAGUGACCUGGACACCCCCUCGAGCUCAGAUUUCUGGGUACCAACUGACAACAGACUUGACUCGAGGAGGUCAACUCAAGAACUAUAAUAUACCACCAUCUGCCAAGAAGUAUGUGCUGGAUAAUCUUCAACCAGGGUCUGAGUACACUGUUAGCCUAACAGCUGUAAAAGACAAUCAGAAGAGUCCCAAAGUCACUGGCAUCUUUACUGCUCAGCAGUCUCUUGGCUCCAUUCCACCUUACAACACAGAAGUCACUGGAAACUCCAUUAUUGUUACAUGGGCACCUGCUCCAAAGAUUGGUUUUAAGCUAAAUGUCUGGCCAAGCCAGGGAGGUGAAUCAGGACGAGAAGCAGUUUCUGAAUCCGGCAGCAUCAUAGUGUCUGGUCUGACUCCAGGCGUGGAAUACACUUACUCCAUCACACCCCUGAAAGAUGGGAAAGAGAAAGACAAACCCAUUGUCAAUAAAAUAGUGAUGCCAUUGUCUCCUCCGGCAAACUUAAAUCUGGAGUCAAACCCCAACACUGGUGUGCUUAUAGUGUCUUGGGAGAGGAGCACCACUCCCGACAUUACUGGCUAUAGAAUUACGACCAUUCCUACAAAUGGCAAGGAGGGAUAUUCUUUGGAAGAAAUGGUCCAUCCAGAUCAGAGUACCUGCACUUUUGAAAACCUGAGUCCUGGCUUGGAGUACAAUGUCAGUGUUUACACUGUCAAGGAUGACAUGGAAAGUGCCCCUAUAUCUGAUACCAUCACUCCAGCUAUCCCUGCUCCCACUGACUUGAAAUUCACCAACAUUGGUCCAGACACUAUGCGUGUUACAUGGGCCCCACCUCCAUCCAUUGAUUUGUCCAGCUUCCUGGUUCGCUACUCACCUGUGAAAAAUGAGGACGAUGAGGCAGAGUUGACUAUAUCUCCUUCGAAUAAUGCUGUGGUCUUAACAAAUCUCCUGCCUGGCACAGAAUAUUUAGUCAGUGUCUUCAGUGUUUAUGAAAAUCACCGGAGCAAUCCUCUCCGAGGAAGACAGAAAACAGGUCUUGAUUCUGCAAGUGGCAUUGACUUUUCUGAUAUCACUGCCAACUCCUUCACUGUCCAUUGGAUUGCUCCUCGAGCUCCCAUAACUGGUUACAUAAUUCGACAUCAUCCUGAGCGCUCCAGUGGAAGACCCCGAGAAGACCGAGUGCCCCCUUCUCGCAAUUCCAUCACUCUCACCAACCUCCUUCCAGGCACAGAAUAUAUUGUCAGCAUCAUUGCUCUCUAUGGCAGAGAGCAAAGUGUUCCUUUGGUUGGUCAACAAUCAACAGUUUCUGAUGUUCCAACUAACUUGGAAGUUAUUGCCGCCACCCCCACCAGCCUACUGAUCAGCUGGGACGCACCACCAGUCACCGUGAGAUACUACAGGAUCACUUAUGGAGAAACAGGAGGAAGUAGCCCUGUUCAGGAGUUCACUGUGCCUGGAACCAAGAGUACAGCUACCAUCAAUGGUGUUAAUCCUGGAGUUGACUAUACCAUCACUGUUUAUGCUGUCACUGGCCGUGGUGACAGCCCUGCAAGCAGCCAGCCAGUUCAAAUAAAUUACAGAACAGAAAUUGACAAACCAUCCAAGAUGCAAGUGACCAAUGUUCAGGACUCUGCAAUUAGUAUCAAAUGGUUACCUUCAAGUUCCCCUGUGACUAAAUACAGAGUCACCCUUGUGCCCAAAGAUGGCUCAGGACCUGUGAAAACCAUAAAUGCACGUCCAGAUCAAACAGAAAUUACUGUUGAAGGCUUGCAGCCUGCAGUUGAAUAUGUGAUUAAUGUCUAUGCACAGAAUCAAAAUGGAGAAAGCGAGCCCUUGGUUGAGACUGCAGUAACCACCAUUCCCGCUCCAAGCAAUCUGAGGUUCUCUCAGGUUACACCUACAAGCUUGACUGCCCAGUGGACACCACCCAACAUUAAACUCACUGGAUAUCGAGUGCAGGUGACCCCCAAGGAGAAAACAGGACCAAUGAAAGAAAUCAACCUUGCUCCACAGAGUUCUUCUGUGAUUGUGUCAGGACUCAUGGUGGGCACCAAAUAUGAAGUGAGUGUCUCUGCUCUUAAGGACUCUUUGACAAGCAGACCAGCUCUGGGAGUUGUCACUACUCUGGAGAAUGUCAGUCCUCCCAGAAGGGCCCGUGUGACAGAUGCUACUGAGACCACCAUCACCAUUAGCUGGAGAACUAAGACUGAGACCAUCACUGGCUUCCAUGUUGAAGCCAUCCCAACAAACAGCCAGACUCCAGUUCAGAGGACCAUAAGUUCAGGUGUCAGAAGUUACACCAUCACAGGUUUACAGCCUGGUACUGACUACAAGAUCUACCUGUACACCCUGAAUGAAAAUGCCCGGAGCACCCCUGUGAUCUUUGAUGCCUCCACUGCCAUCGAUGCCCCAUCCAACUUGCAUUUCCUGGCCACCACACCCAACUCCUUGCUGCUGUCUUGGCACCCUCCACAGGCCAAGAUUACUGGCUACAUCAUCAAGUAUGAGAAACCUGGUUCACCUCCCAGAGAAGUGUUCCCUAGACCACGGCCUGAAGUCACAGAAGCUACUAUUACUGGUCUGGAGCCAGGAACAGAGUACAUGAUUCAAAUCAUAGCCAUCAGAAAUAAUCAGAAGAGUGAACCUCUGAUUGGGAGGAAAAGGACAGAUGAGCUUCCCCAACUGGUAACCCUCCCACGUCCCAAUCAUCACGGACCAGAAAUAUUGGAUGUUCCUUCCACAGUUCAAAAAAUCACUUUGAACAAUGGGCCUGGGUAUAAUAAUGGAGAUGGUUUACAAUUUCCUGGCACUUCUGAUCACCUCAACCACAUUGAGCAACAAACUAUCUUUGAGGAGCAUGGUUCUAGGCGGAGAACAACACCCACUAUGGCCACCCCUCAAAGACAUAGGCCAAGACCGUAUCCACCUAAUGUAGAUCUCGUACCUGGGGGAGACUUAGACCGCCAAUUCUAUCCUGAUCGUGUUGGACACAAUCACAAUGCAUCUGUGGGACAAGAAGCUCUCUCUCAGACAACCAUCUCCUGGAACCCCCUCCCGGCUUCUUCUGAAUAUAUCAUUUCAUGCAAUCCAAUUAGCACUGAUGAAGAACCGCUACAGUUCAGAGUUCCUGGAACCUCUACUAGCGCCACCUUGACAGGACUUACCAGAGGGGCCACCUAUAACAUCAAAGUAGAGGCACUACAAGGCCAGAGAAGAAAUAAGAUUCGAGAGGAGACUAUUACUGUGGGCAAUAUUGUAGACCAAAGUGCAUUCCCGGGGACGGAUGACUCGUGCUUUGAUCCCUACACGGUUUCCUAUUAUGCAGUUGGAGAGGAGUGGGAGCGACUGUCUGAUUCUGGCUUUAAACUCUCGUGCCAGUGCUUAGGCCUUGGCAGUGGUCAUUUCAGAUGUGACUCAUCUAAAUGGUGCCAUGACAAUGGCAUGAACUACAGGAUCGGAGAGAAGUGGGAUCGCACUGGAGAUAAUGGUCAGAAAAUGACCUGUACCUGUCUUGGAAAUGGAAAAGGCGAAUUCAAAUGUGAUCCUGAUGAGACAACAUGUUAUGAUGAUGGGAAGAUAUACCGUGUAAGAGAACAGUGGCAGAAGGAAUAUCUUGGUGCUAUCUGCUCCUGCACGUGCUUUGGAGGCAAGCGGGGCUGGCGCUGUGACAACUGCCACAGACCCGGGGCAAUUGAAGUAGGCAGUGAAGGGUCUCCUGGCUACUCCCCAAAUCGGUACUUGGAUAAUUAUGACCGCAACACCAAUACUAAAAAUGUCAACUGCCCAAUUGAGUGCUUCAUGCCUUUAGAUGUACAGGCUGACAGAGAUGAUUCCCGAGAGUAGUAAUUGUAACCCAGAGAAGGAAGCGAGGCUCUCUGGAAAAGAUCCAUCCAUUCUGGCGUGAAGUUAGAGGAUCCCAGCUUAGAUGUUUGUGUCUUUCUUAAGCCCUUUGCUCAAGGAUAUUUCUCCAGCUUCAGCUCAACUCACAGCUACUCCAAGCAACAUCCUGUGAAUGUUUGGGGGGUGGAGAGUCCAUGGUCUGUUGUGCUCUAAGUUUUCAGCACUGCUACAUAUAUUCGGUGAAAGGAUUCUAACUUGUGAAAUAAGAACAACAGUAAAGCAUAGAUGUCAUCCGAGAUGUAAAAGGAGUGGAAAUAAUAUGACCAAAAUUUUAAAUAGGAAAGUGACCCCAAACACUUCAGCUUCCACUUUUCUUUCUGACCUGCACUAUUAUAGGAUCAGCUUGUCCUUGUCACUGUGAUAUUUAAAAAAAAUCCACAGUACUCAACUUUUCCAAAUGAUUCCAGUAAUUGCCCAGAAAUCUCUUUCUCUUAUCUGUUAUUUAUCAAUUUUCCCAGUAUUUUUAUAUGGAAAAAGUAUUGUAUGGAAGACACUUGGUGUGCAGUAGACAAGAGAAAUUUGGAAUGAUUAUGGCUGGUGAUUAUUUUUUAUAUGUGCCAAAGCUUUACUACUGUGGAAAAAACCUGUUUAAUAAAAGAUUUACAUUCUA
Molecule: messenger RNA, 7567 nt
Organism: Suncus etruscus (white-toothed pygmy shrew)
Lineage: Eukaryota; Metazoa; Chordata; Mammalia; Eulipotyphla; Soricidae
Gene: FN1
Product: fibronectin 1
Exons: 44
Coding region: 10-6900 (2296 amino acids)
Biological process (GO): heart development; cell-substrate junction assembly; nervous system development
Cellular component (GO): extracellular region
Molecular function (GO): integrin binding; proteoglycan binding
Source: RefSeq, a predicted model, not a curated record